Messenger RNA from Cylas formicarius (sweet potato weevil), 3248 nucleotides. RefSeq lists its product as uncharacterized. The coding region runs from base 152 to 2659 and encodes 835 amino acids. The record is from RefSeq and is a predicted model, not a curated record. The transcript is spliced from 4 exons. Lineage: Eukaryota; Metazoa; Arthropoda; Insecta; Coleoptera; Brentidae.
CAUCUUCACAAUCACAAUUUUGCCGAUUCUGAAAGCUAUACGGUGAAAUUUUGUUAGCUAUUAAAAAUAAUCAGAGUCAAUAAUAAUAGAAUUGUUUAUUUGGGUAACGGUAGGUUUGUUAUAUAUCCUUUAAUCUUGUAGUUUUUCACAAAUGGAAACUAGAAGUACUAAUGGCUCUGAGAAUGCCAAUACCAGCCCAAUAAGUUCUAAUGGGUUGAAUGAAUUGGAUGGCAAAAAUGAGAGAAAUAAUCUCGAUUAUGAAGAGGAUCUGGACGAAGAGGAUAUCCCCGGAGAUUUUUUCGAUGACUUCUUGAAGGAUGAUUUUAUGGCAGGUUUGGAUAUUGUGGACGAGGAAGGUGAAGAAAGCAAAGAAACAGUAACCCAAGCUUCACAAAUUUUGCGAAGAUCGUUAAAGAAAAACAGUGCUCCCCGCGAAGUUAUCAGAAAAAGGACGAAAAAGAUUGACCACGUGAAGAAGUUUAGAGAGUCCCCUCCUGGAUUUGGGAAAAGAGUCAGAGUUUAUUCUCGAGAAGAUGAAUUGAGACGACUCAACAAGGAAAUUGAAGAGAUAAAAAAAAUUAAGAUCCACAAACCCAUCAGACUCAAAACAGCGAUAGAUGCUGAUGAUUUUGACAUUCGUCGUGAUCCAGAGAAAACUAGGCGUGAUAUAGAAAUGGAUAAAAUUAAAUCAGCAAAAGAUAAGGAGAAAAGGUUAAUUACUGACAUUGUGGAAACAGGACUUGUUCCUCCAGGAAUGGAAUUGGAAGUUGAUCUUGAAACAGUCCGUCGACAAGAAAGAAUUGAGAAAAAUUUGCCACCUGGAGAUUUAAGGGACAGGUUAAGACCACGUAAAAGUAGGAGCAUUGAAAAGAAGAAAAGUGUCUCUCCAGAAAGGAAGAGGUCUACGCCAAACUCAAUUAAAAGAAAGAGUUCCAUCCAUAAAAACAAAUUACAAUCUCCAAAAAGAAGAGAAACUAAAAGCCCUCAAAGAAGCUCAUUUCAUUCAGAAGAGAGGCAGAGAAAUUCUGAGCAUCAUAUUCGAAAAUCCCCAAUGGCCCGUCGGAGCCCCUACAGAAGGAGCCCUGGUGGUAGUCACAGACGCAGCCCUUUAUAUAGAAGAUCACCCUUACAUCGAAGAUCUAGGAGUAAAAGUCCAUAUUUAAGAAACUAUUCUCCAGCUUAUCGCAGAAGGAGAAGAGAUCGCAGUUAUAGCCCCAAACAAAGGCGUCAUCGAAGUCGCUCAAGGACUCCAGUCAAGUUAAGAAGAGAAGAAAGGAGAUCCUUCCUUGAAGAAUUGGCUGAAAAACUAAAUGAAACUAGAUCGAAACCGAAUAUUCCCUCUCCAAUUACUUAUAAUAUGAUGCCAAAUCCUGCACCUGUAUUAACAGCUGUGCCUGUACCUGUUCCAGCCCCAAAUCAAUUUAUUCCUCCUUUACAUGUAACUCAUCCUCAAUCGGUUCCUCCUCAGCAAUGUGAUGUUUAUGACCAAAGUUUUUUUAUUGGUUCUCAGUCAGCUCCUAUCCAGCAUAAAGGUUUUCCUCAAAAUUCUUUACCUAAAGUUUCUGAGCAAAUACAACCAACUGCUGCACCUGCUUCGGAUAUGGAUGUCUCUAAAUUAUUCCAAGACAAGAAGAUAAGACUUAGUGAUUUCUUGGCAAUAACAGCGAAACCUGAAGUGAAUGCCACCACCCCAGCAAAAUUGCAAGAAAAAAUAAAGGUCAUACAGCGAUGCCAAGAUGUUAUAAGGAUGCUUAGUUCCAACAGGAAGUUUGUUGGACCUCUAGUUAUACGAAAAACAGAUGGUGUUCCAUCAUUAACAAACAAAAACAUAUCUCCCCUACUGAGAAAGCCGAUUAUUCAGCUACCUUUCACUACACCUGGUUUAAAGAAGUCAAAUGAGAAUGAGUUUACCAAGUUCUGCACCAUGCUGCUUCACAGGGUUGGAAUUGAGAAGAUGCCGGAGUUAAAAGAAGAGAGCAAAAUGAAACCAAAGGUGCCCAUAGAGACUAAACAAGUAAAACAUGUACCCAAAGUACAGCCAGCGCCCUCUAUCGUUCCUCAACUUUAUUCUCAGACUAUGUCAAAAGUUGAACGCAACGCGAGUGGUAGUCAGACGGAUCCAGAGUUAUCAGCUUGCAAAGAAUGUUUACGAAGGAAAGAUAUUAAUUUUGAGAGCACAGGGGUUCAGUGUGGAGCUCCAAUGCUGACUUUCUCAGUGAGCACUCAAGUGAAUGAGAGUGAAUUUUAUUCAACUAUACCCAAGACUCAAUCACUGGCUUCUUUAACGCCUGCUCAACUUCUUGGAAGGCAAAUGAGGAAUCUUGAUUCUGGAUCAAAUUUCCCAUUUCGAAAUUUUGAUCCUCCAUCAAGAGAUUUGGAUUUUUCAAGAAGAGUAACUGAUAACAACUUUGAAUCGUUAGAAUAUCCAGCAAGGGAUGUUGAUAGAGGGUAUAAUUUGUCAUCUGGAAACAGUCCUUCAAAAUCAUUUGAUUUUCAUACCAGACAUCUUGGUCCUUCAAAACCACCCUUCUCUCGUUUUAGAAAUGACAAGAAUGAAUCUGGGCCUUAUAAUAAUUCUAUGAGUCUCAGCGCAACUCUAAGGGCAUCUUUGAAUCAGGGAAAAGGAGUACCCUAUCAAACACUUAAUAAAAAAUUUUAAUUAAGGCUUUAGGUGUAAUUUGCUUUGUUAAAAAAAUUGGGAAGAAUUUAUGAUGUAGUCUAAACAUUUAUAAUUAAAUACAACAGAUGUGACCUACUAUUGUGUUUUAUUCAUUUGUUUAAGGGUCUAUGCUCUCUGCUCUUCCACCAUCUAAACAUUUUGAUUAUUCCAAGAUUAUAACUUGCUAAACUGGGGUUUUAGUGAAAAUCAGCCACAAUGUUCUAACUAUAGUAUGCCACUAGUCUUAAGCUAAUUAUUAGUUGCCGUUAAAUUGUAAAACUGCCUUUGUAAGUAGGAUUGAUUUGUGAAACAUACUGUUGCAUUGUUCAUUCAGUUUUUUUUUUGUAAAAUUGGAGGUUUGUGUUUUUGGGAAAUUAUUGUCAACUAGACACAAUUAUAAGAUGUAAAUAAUUAUUUAGAAAUAAAUUAAAAUUGUUAAGUGUUGUAUUAUAAGGUUGAUUUUUCUAAGGCCUCGAUAUAAUUUAAAAGCAUAUUCCAAAAUUGGCUCACUCAACAGAUCCGAGCAUUAAAAUUGAGAUAGAUAGCUUUAGUUUCCUAGUAAAGUUUAAUAAAAUAAUCAAAACAUGUA